Messenger RNA from Monascus purpureus, 1047 nucleotides. The record is from the annotation of a GenBank genome assembly. Lineage: Eukaryota; Fungi; Ascomycota; Eurotiomycetes; Eurotiales; Aspergillaceae.
AUGCCGAAGCUCGCAUCUUCUCCGUGCGCCGUCCGAUGCUUUCUCCAUUCCCAUCAACCGUCUGCCCCGUCAGCGCCUCAUGCUUCCUUCGCUAAUCGUCAGCCCUUCAAUUCCUCGCCGUUGCGGUCAUUGGCACAGCCUCAUCAUUAUGGAAUUCUAGAUGAGCCAUGGCUUUCUCCGUCGCCAGUGACGCCACCAUCACCUACGCCAUCGUCUACUUUCUUCUUCCACAACGGCUAUCGCCGACAGAUAAAUUCGCCGAAUGGGAGCAUGAACAAUGACCACAAGCCGCCGAAUGAGCGGGUUUUGAAACUGGGAAGUACUCUUCGAAUUCUCUCGCCGCUUCUCCCUUCCCUCCUCAUACACCCUCUUCCAUCGAAAAUCCUUUCUCCGAAUGUGACCCUUCACCUAUUCCCAUCAACACAUCCGCAUCUUCCCACUGUCAAAGGACGGACCUUCUAUCGUGCGGCGCUCUGGACCGUCCCAGUGGCAUGGGGCAGUAUCCCACUAGUCGGGAAUGUCAAGUUGCAGAUUCUCAGCGAGCGGAUCGUGCGUGCAGGGACGGUAUUAGAUCCUAAUCGUUCUUGCGAUGAGGAUUGUGGGGACGAGAGAUUGGUGGUGCGCUGGAAAACCGAACUGAGGAGAGAAGGCUAUUCAAACACACCAUCUACGGGGCCUAGUAGUUGGGGGAGGCAGGGCCAUCUUUCCGACUCGAAAGCUGGGGUGAACAAGCGUCUCAGCGUACUUCUCGGCGGGGAGGCGCCUAUCUUCAAAUUAUCGAACGAGGAACAGUUUACCGGAUUAUUCAUAUUCUCCUUCGACGAAGAGGGUCGUAUCCUAUCUCACACGGUCGAGCAUGCGGACGAUGCCAAUGGCUGGGAUCGCACUUCGAAGUUCGUGACUUUGACGGACUGGUUGCUCGGCAAGGCAAGAGGGUCGUUCGACCCGUCUUCCGGCCCUUCGACUGGUGCUGGUUUGGCAUUUCAUACCUGCCAGGAUUUUGAGAAUCCGCAGUAUGAGAAAGACGGCUCUUCAGGCCGUCGGUGA